This is a messenger RNA of Aspergillus glaucus CBS 516.65, 2049 nucleotides long. RefSeq names its product aspartate--tRNA ligase MSD1. The transcript is spliced from 2 exons. Bases 1 to 2049 code for a protein of 682 amino acids. Gene Ontology annotation, biological process: aspartyl-tRNA aminoacylation. NCBI's taxonomy places the organism in Eukaryota, Fungi, Ascomycota, Eurotiomycetes, Eurotiales, Aspergillaceae. Gene Ontology annotation, cellular component: cytoplasm; mitochondrion. The record is from RefSeq and is a predicted model, not a curated record. Gene Ontology annotation, molecular function: aspartate-tRNA ligase activity; ATP binding.
AUGCUACCCCGUGUGGGACGAUACUCCCCCCGUCUCCACUCCAGCUACAUCGAGAUCUCGAACUACUUCCGCGGCCGACAAGCUGGGCUACGGACUGGUCUGUUAACUCAAAUUCCGAAAUAUAGAGCAUUUCAUAAACAGUCUUGUCUCCGGGAGCAACCACAUAUCCAUGCAGAGCACCGGACCUUCCUAGAACGUUUUAAGAAAGCUGUUGAGUUUCCCCCUGCUACGCAUAAUGACUUUGAGGUGUUUCUGGCCCAGGCCAGUUCUGGUCAAGAAGCCAUUCUGCACGGCUACCUCGGACACCGCGCGGACCUCUCCAAGAAACUAUCCUUCGUGCGCUUAACGGACCCGACAAUGAAACACAGCGUGCAACUAGUCUCGUUUGCCAAAAGUGGCGACGCUUUUGAAAAAUUCAGGUCAAUUGGAGCGAACAGCCCCGUCGCAGUCCGAGGCAAGGUUCAGGCUAAGAAGGCAAAGGGAGGGGAGACGCCUGAAAAGAGUGAUGCUUGGGAAGUGCACGUCGAAGAUGUACACCCGCUCAAUGACUUCCCGAACGAUAUUCUCAUGACUCCGGAGACCGUGUUCGCCCCGGAACAACGGUAUCUGCAGUUACGCAAUGAGAGUGAGUUGCGUGAUGCGCUUCGGUUCCGUGCGCAGGUACACAAUGUUUGCAAAGAGGAGUUGGAGCAGUGUCAGCCUGCUUUUGUCGAGGUUGAGACGCCACUUUUGUUCAAGUCGACGCCGGAAGGUGCCAGAGAGUUUCUGGUUCCAACGCGCAGGCGUGGAUUGGCUUAUGCUUUGCCGCAGAGUCCUCAGCAAUACAAGCAGAUUCUUAUGGCUAGUGGAAUCCCGAGAUAUUACCAAUUCGCACGAUGCUUCAGAGAUGAAGAUCUCCGGGCGGAUAGACAGCCUGAAUUCACCCAGCUCGAUCUGGAGAUGUCUUUUGCAACCGGCGAAGAUGUCAUGAAGGUCGUUGAAGGAGUUAUCUGCAGGCUCUGGUCGACCCUGAUGAACGAACCAGCACCGUCCGGCCCAUUCCGGAGACUUUCAUACGAGGAGGCCAUGAGCAAGUACGGAUCCGAUAAACCAGACACUCGAUACGGCAUGCAAAUCUCUCGGAUCGACUACCUCCUCCCCGUCGACCUAGUCAGCAAGAUCACACCAAUCCUCAAACCAUACGUGGAAGUCUUCAAAAUCGAAAACAACGACAACGACCCCGCCGCUAUGACCAAAUUCCUCACUGAAUUCCUAGACUCCCCGGCUGGCGUCCCAUUCAACAGCAACCCGGACGGCGCCCCGGGAAUCUUCGUCUACAACGCCAAGAAACCCCUCUGCGGCCUGCAACCCUUCGGCUUCGAAGCAGCCGAACACAUCGAAAACGCCCUCGACCCAGACCACGGCGACCUCAUCGUAAUCCAAGCCCGUGAAGCAGCGCCCUUCACCGGCGGCUCCACUGCAAUCGGCGACCUGCGUCGCGCUCUGCACACCGCCGCCGUAUCCUCGGGCUUCAAGCCAGCCCCCACAGGCUUCGAAUUCCUCUGGAUAACAGACUUCCCCCUCUUCUCCCCCUCCUCAGACACAGAACCGGGCCAGGGCGGCACAGCGGGGAUCUCCUCAACCCACCAUCCCUUCACAGCGCCCAAGACCGCAGCGGACGUCGACAAACUCCUAUCCGACCCCACACAAGCAAUCGCAGACCACUACGACCUCGUCGUCAACGGCGUGGAACUGGGCGGUGGAAGUCGUCGUAUCCACGACGCAGCUGUGCAGGAGUUCAUCCUCCGUGAUAUCCUGCAGAUGCGGCCGGAGCGGUUGGCAGACUUUGAACACCUGCUUGAUGCGCUUAGGGCUGGGUGUCCGCCGCAUGCGGGGUUGGCGCUGGGAUUUGAUCGGUUGGUGGCGAUUAUGCUGGGGAAGGAGAGUGUUAGGGAUGUUAUUGCGUUCCCGAAGACUGGGAAGGGAGGGGAAGAUGCUAUGGUGAGGGCUCCGAGUGAGAUGAGUGAGGAGGCGUUGGAGACGUAUCAUUUGCGGUUGAGGGGUGAUUAG